This is a messenger RNA of Malassezia japonica, 2949 nucleotides long. RefSeq lists its product as uncharacterized. The record is from RefSeq and is a predicted model, not a curated record. Bases 1 to 2949 code for a protein of 982 amino acids. Lineage: Eukaryota; Fungi; Basidiomycota; Malasseziomycetes; Malasseziales; Malasseziaceae. The transcript is spliced from 9 exons.
AUGGCGGAAACGUUCUCCGCACCGGCCACGGCCCCCGCUGUGCCGUCGCCGGCCUUGACGUGGCAGCAGCAGCUGCUGAACGAGUCACAGAACAACAAUGCAAACCGCAAGAAGAAGGAAAAGCGGCCAGCGAAGAGCAAGCCUGCGCCCAGCGCCCAGAAAUCCAACAACAAGCCCAAGCAGGAGUCGGCGUCGGGCCUGACGUGGCAGCAGGAGCUCUUCAAUCAGGCACAGCGCCAGGGACCCGAGUUUGAUCAUGCCGCAGAUACGCGCGACGUCGAGACGUUUGGAGGGAACGUCAAGGGCACGCCGGAUCGACGCAAGCCCAAGGGCAACGGCAAGGGCAAGUCCAGCGAGGGCAAGUCGCCUCAGACACCGCACAAGGGAGCCGUGCCGGCACUUGCAUAUGCGGGUCCUACCUUCCAGAACUCGCCUUCGGCUGCAAGCCUGCCAGCACCGCUUUUUAAAGGCAAGUCGAAGCUGGGCAACGACGAUGGCGAAGAGGCACGGUCUGUCUCGGCACCUGUGCCCCAAGCUGCAGCUGCCAAGGACGAUACUGUGCAGGAAACUGCGCCAAAGGAAGCACCGCCGUCGGGUCCUGUGCAGCAGUCGGUGCCUGCCUCGCAGCAGUCGGUGCCUGCCUCGCAGCACUCCACGCCUGUUCCUCUGCCGCCGGCGCCUGCCUCGCAGCAGUCCACGCCUGUUCCUCAGCAGGCUGCUCCUGCUUCCCAGCAGUCUGCUUCUACCCAACCGCCUGCUCAGGGCCCCCAUGGGCCCCAGCACCCUCACCAGGGCUACCCUCAUCCGUAUGCCAUGGGCCACAACCCCUAUCCUCCGCCACAUGCUCAGGCAUACCCCCAUAUGCCUAUGCCUAUGCCUCCGCAAGGCUUCCAAGGCUAUUCGCAGCUGCCCCCAGGAUAUGCUCCGCCGCCCGGCUAUCCUCAUUUUCCUCCACAGGGCUAUCCUGCCUCGCCUGGCUCGCUCCUCUACGCCGAAGAGUCCGGGUCGGUCGCGCUGUUGCCGGCGCGUGCCGAUCGGUCGGGGGACCAUGCACCGCUGCCCGCGCAAUGGCACAUCUCAGGGCGCGGCUACAUCGAGGAUCCACUCGUGACGGCGGGCGCCUCGACCGUCAAGGUUUUCCCUGAUACAGCUCGCGAGCCUAUUCCGGGAAUCGACAGUGUGCCAACACACGAACGGGCAUUUCACGGCAUCUCGUUUCUUCGGCGGUACCAUCCUGGUAUCGACGUGCCGUCUCGGCUGCUUACCAGUGCCAUUAUGGACGACGCACAGGCGCAGAUCGCUCAGGAGGAUGACGGAUCGGAUCUGGUCAAGUGCACCACGACCGUGCUUCCUGCGGAGGAAAAACGUGCUUAUUUGGUCGACACGCACGGAUCGGUUCAGUACUGGGACCUUGCUGCCCAGAAACGAACCCAUGUCACUCGACUCUGCCACCACGCAGACAGCCAUGACGCAUACUUUUCUCUGUCUCCUUCGAGCGAUCACAUCCUUGCAGCCGCAUCGUGCUUUGCUGCCUAUACCCUCGACCGUCGCGCACCCGAGCCUGUGGUGCUCAUGGACACCUCAUACUCUGCAAAUGUCCUGCGACGCACCAAAAUUACCUCUUUGCACACGUCUUCGCUCGACCUGCCGGACACGCAUCUUUACGCUUUGUCGUCGACAGAGGAUGUACAGUACUAUGACAAGCGGUACCCAAAUGUCCCACUUUGCUCCUGGGCACACCGCCGGGGAUACGAUCGUACGCUGGUCCUGUCGCAUGUGCCUGGCAUUGCAUCCGAUGGAUACGUCCUCUCUUCGCAAAAGAACCGUCUGCUGACGGUCUACGGCGCCCAAAUCCAGUCCGAUAAUGAUACCAAGGCACUUGCCGUCUAUGCACCGCGCUCUGUCGCUUCGGCUGUGCCGCCCAAUGCGUACUUCGACUCUCCGACGCCCCCUUUCCUUGCUGAACUCGGCACAGAGGGGACACUGGGCUUGGUGGAGCAGACACAACAAGGCGCACUGUGGAUGCGGUACUUGCAUCCAGGCGGCGUCUACGCCGACCUGGCCGAGCCGGCCGUGCACUGGCCCGAACAGGUCAAGGAGUGGUCGAAAGACACCGAGCAAAUGGAAGAUACAGGGCCAUUUGGUGACACCGAAGUGACACAGCUCGAUUAUCGUACGCUGUACAGAGCGGCCCUCCUCGGGUGGCUCGGCACGGCAAAACCAAGUGAAUGGGAAAGCGGGACGACAGAACGGCUCAGCCGUCUCCGGCAGUAUAUCAAGCGCACGAGCCCAGGUGCUCCGCGAACCUUACUCGACGACCUUCAGAAAGACGUCGAAUGGCACCCGGGCAUGUCGCAGCUGCAUACCCACAAUACACUCAGUGCGGCAGCGAUCGAGCCUCCGAACCUGUCUAAGCUUCUGCAGGAUGUCUUGGAACAGGCUCAAAACCAAGGUGCUGAAUCUCUUGUUCCGGCCAGUCUCCCUUGGCUGGACAAUAUCCCUAAAGAUCCCGAUGCGCUGUGGCCCUGGCUAAAGGAAGCCUUCCAAUACAAUCAUGCGCAGUCGUCCGAGGGAGAGUCAUGUGUUCUGCGUGCGGAAGCACAGGCUGCGCUGGAUGUCCUGCUGGCAUCGAUCUGCAUCCCUGGCGAGAAACCCCCGUCGGAUUCCGCGGUGAAUACGAACUGGUGCUGGGACCACCACGGACGGCCCAAGCUCCCUGAAGCUCCGGAGCUUACACUACUCCAGCAUUCUCCUACCAACGAUGACCACGACACGGAGUUGUCUGAUACCGCGCGACUGCUCCUGGCAGAAUGGCCUCUUGGGGCCGACCCAGCCGAGUAUGUCUACCGCAAUCCCUACCAAGGCCUCGACUUUGCCCCGGAAGAAGAAGAGGAGCAGCCGACUCCCUCGGCAAGCCAGCCUGCACGGCCGACGGUGCACCGAUUCUGA